CUGCAUUAUCUCGAGGGGCUGCUGAAACUCACUGGCAUCGUUUGCCCCGGGUUUCCCCUGUUCCACCAUGGCUCGGGAGAAUGGAGAGUCCGGGAAAGGGACGUGGAAAAAGCAAGUCGACGACAUCAAGAAAAUAUUUGAAUUGAAAGAGAUCCUCGGAACCGGGGCGUUCUCUGAGGUGGUGUUGGCCCAGGAGAGGUCUACGGGGAAGAUGUUUGCUGUGAAGUGUAUCCCCAAGAAGGCCCUGAAGGGGAAAGAGAGCAGCAUCGAGAACGAGAUCACCGUGCUCCGCAAAAUCAAGCAUGAGAACAUAGUGGCUUUGGAGGACAUCUAUGAGAGUUCCAACCACCUCUACCUGAUCAUGCAGCUAGUCUCGGGAGGUGAGUUGUUUGACCGUAUCGUGGAGAAGGGGUUCUACACAGAGAAAGAUGCCAGUACUCUCAUCAAACAGGUGCUAGACGCUGUCGACUACCUCCACAAGUUGGGCAUCGUCCACAGAGACCUGAAGCCAGAGAACCUGCUGUAUUUUAACCCCCAGGACGAGUCUAAGAUCAUGAUCAGUGACUUUGGUCUGUCCAAGAUGGAGGGCAGCGGGGAUGUCAUGUCGACCGCGUGUGGCACGCCGGGAUACGUGGCUCCAGAGGUUCUUGCUCAGAAGCCCUACAGUAAGGCAGUGGACUGCUGGUCCAUCGGAGUCAUUGCAUACAUCCUGUUGUGUGGCUAUCCUCCAUUCUACGAUGAGAACGACUCCAAGCUCUUUGAGCAGAUCCUCAAAGCAGACUACGAGUUUGACGCACCAUACUGGGACGACAUAUCUGAUUCAGCCAAAGACUUUAUCGGUAGUCUGAUGGAGAAAGACCCGGCGAAGCGCUUCACCUGUGACCAGGCUCUCAGACACCCAUGGAUCGCUGGGGACACGGCCCUCUGCAAGAACAUCCAUGAGUCUGUGAGCAGGCAGAUCAGGAAAAACUUUGCCAAGAGCAAAUGGAGGCAAGCCUUCAAUGCCACUGCAGUGGUGCGACACAUGAGGAGACUGCAGUUGAGCAGCAGUAUGGGCCAGAGCAUGGACAGCUCUCACCCUCACCCUCCUAACAGCCGGGCCGCACAGAUGCAGAACCAACGGAACCAGGCCAACCAGAACCAGGCCAACCAGACUCCCAACCAGACCCCUAGCCAGAGCUCUACUCAACCCUCUCCGAGUCCAAGCCAGACUCGGAGCCAGAGCCAGAACCCUAAUGCAGCCAUUAUGAAGAGCUUUUCUGUGGACUCACCUCACAAGGACUGUGCCCCAGCCACUCCCACCCCCUGCAGCCUGGCGUCUGCAGCCUCCUCUGUCCCCUCUGGGGGGGCAGAGCUCGCCCGGCCCCACCCCUCCACUGUUGCCACGGUACUAACAGAGACUAAGUGACGCCAGGUCCCGCGGGGGACCAGCUGGGAGGCUACGGCGCUGUGAGAGAGAGAGGGGCGAAAACCGCACCCUCCCCUUCCUUACCGUGCCCCUACUACCCCCACCCAGCCUGCCCCCCGCCCUGCCCCUCCCCCACGCUGCAUCUGGGAGGACUGGGAGAGCAGAGGACUCUAAACCCAUUGCACCAAUCACAACACGCCAUACUCACCUUGGACACGCCCAUUGUGUCGACUCUGUGGAACCACACCCACUCCAAGAGCAUUAUUAAUUGGUUUACCUUUUGAGUGUUUGUUUCUGUCCGAGACCAUGAUGAGUGAAGUGGGUGUGUUUUCAGAAGCUGCCGUCGGAUUGGGCGUUGUCUACGUCAGUAAAACUCAAUUUCCCUCUAGUCUUUCCCACAUCUUCUAGAUGGUCCAACUUGUGAGUUUUUAAAUUCUGUUUAUUUUUCUUGAAUUCAUCCUCUGGGUUAACAGUUACCAACUGGAUUAUUUUUCAUUUGUAUUUUCUUGCGCUUUUUUCCCCAUGUUUAUGUUCGCGCCCGUGUUUAAGACGUGCUUUAAAAGUACCAUAAGACUGUUGAGUGAUGUUUCAUGAGUAAGCGCUUUAUCUAUUUGCACAUGAGGUUUGGAUGCGGUUUCAGACGUAGAUAAUGUGUGUACAGCUACCAAGUUAGACUCUUCAUCUACGUGAAUUUCAUCAGACAGAGAAUAGAGAUUGUAAACAGUUUUAAAAUACCCAAAAUGGGGUCAGAGCAUUGUGCAACUUAUUUGUUAAGGUAAACAUGCACUAUGUUUAAUUAUUGUCUUACUUUAUAAGACUUUUAUAACGAUCACCCUAUAUGGGACGCAUAUACAGUAUAUUAUGAAACACACUGCAGGUUUAGGAUCGAGUUGGAGAGUGCUGGACAGGGAUGCCCCCAGUUAAAGUUUUAACCAUCACAUGUUAGUUACCUGUGGGGUUUCCCAUCCUAAAGAUCAGGGGCUACAGGUGGGAAACCAGGCACUUCCAAAUGGGCCUCAGAAAAAGCCCAUGAAAAAGAGCAGCCAUCUCUGUAGUGUAGUGUAGUGUAAGCAUGGGAAACCCUGACCUAGUGUAUCAGUUUCCCAGGAUCCAAGACAGUGGAGCUGUUGUCUCUACCCCCAUCCCUUUUACAAAGCCAUGACCUCACCACAAGAGCCAUCAUCAUGAUGACAUCAUCAACCGGCACCCAGUACACAAGUUCUCAGGGAUUUGGCCUGGGCGCCGUGGUGACCCUUGUUGCUGUAGAAAACGGUCGCGAGCAUAGAUUUGUCUACACAGUUAGAUGCAAGUCCAACAAUCCCUUUAUGUCAUUGUAAUGUCUAGCCAAAGCACUGUUGAAACAGAGAAUAUGUGGACACACUGAUUAUACCUGAUUAAACACUGAUGGUUAGCUAUGAGCUAGACCUAUAACCCUGGCCGAUCCCCACUGAGAAAUGGAUUGUUUUGAAACGAAGGGCUGAACUCUGAAAAUCUGGAGAAAGAUGACAAGAUGUUUUCUAUUUUUCUCCCCCUUGCCUUCUCCUUUCCUCUCUGUCCCACCCCUCCCUCCCUCUUUUUCUUUCUAGUUUCUUUAAGACCAGUUCACUGUAUUCUGUAGAAGUUUCACCCAACACUGGGACUGUUACGCUCACGACACCAGGGUCCCCUAACCAGACUAUGGCCAGACACAGCCCUGCAAAUAGCCUACAUAUAGAGGUCAAAGUGCAGUAUUAUUACCUGGCUUCGUGGUGCUGGGUCAACCAUUAAGUGUGAUGUCAUC
This is a messenger RNA of Salvelinus namaycush (lake trout), 3188 nucleotides long. Its product is annotated as calcium/calmodulin-dependent protein kinase type 1D-like. Bases 68 to 1408 code for a protein of 446 amino acids. Gene Ontology annotation, molecular function: ATP binding; calmodulin binding; calcium/calmodulin-dependent protein kinase activity. Gene Ontology annotation, biological process: peptidyl-serine phosphorylation. NCBI's taxonomy places the organism in Eukaryota, Metazoa, Chordata, Actinopteri, Salmoniformes, Salmonidae. The record is from RefSeq and is a predicted model, not a curated record. The transcript is spliced from 11 exons. Gene Ontology annotation, cellular component: cytoplasm; intracellular anatomical structure.